Amoebophrya sp. A120 is the source of this 1746-nucleotide messenger RNA. Lineage: Eukaryota; Dinophyceae; Syndiniales; Amoebophryaceae. The record is from the annotation of a GenBank genome assembly.
UGAAAUUGAAGCAGAGACACGAUCUCAGCGCGCGCAUUGUCAGAAGCACAGGCACUUGUAGAGGUAGGUUUUUGCGUUUCUCUAUUUGCUUUUACCGGUUGCUCUCUGCUCCGUGCCGUACUUAAUAUGGUGCUGAGGGGCCGCGUCGUCCGUCCGCCCUACCACGCCAGCCUGGCGUACCGUCGUCGGAUGCGGCGGCGGCGCCGGAGGGAGGAGGUUCCCGACCCGGAGGAGCAGGAGCAGGCCUGGCUGGCUGCGCUCGCGGCGGAGCGGAGCGCGGAGCGGAGGAAGGAGCAGGAGAAAGCGGACUUGAUGCUGUCCAAAGCGUACCAGGAACGCCUGGAGAAGGAGGCGGCAUUCGCCCGGGCGGAGAUCGAGCGGGAGGGUCUUCUGACCGUGCUGGAGGUCACCCCCCCGGAGCGGUUUCUGGACCGCGAGUUCAUGGCGGAAUGCAUUCAGAAAAGCAGCCAGGUGUACUGGAAGUUUCUUCCCGAGGAGCUGAAGCGACCACCUGGGAUCGGGGACGCUGCCGAAUUAAAAAACUUUGACCCGGAGGCGGACCGGGAGGGGGACCAGGACGUCAAGUUUGCGGUGCUCGCCUUGGACCAGUUGCUCUCCAAUGAAGUCGACCAGGUUUCCAACAAGCGGGAAAUUGCCCGCCUUGUGCAUGCGAUGCCCGACGAGUGCCUGCGGAUUGACGCGAUCCGCAGCAAGCUGCGCGCCCUGGCGGAGGCCAAAAAAGAUGUUCCGACGCAGUGGGUUGAGGACCGGCUGGAAUUGCUCGAAAAGCCGCCAGAACAGUCGGAAGGCGCGCUCCAGGAGUGCGCUGCCUACUUCAAGAAGUUCGGGGCCUGCGACGCUCUCGCGUUUUGCUCGAGCGAGUUGAAGAGUGACAAGGAGUCCCUGCGAAAGCUGCUGCAGAUGACGGCCGUAGAUCCGAACGACCCCGCGGCCGCUGUGCCGGACGAGAAGAGCGGGAAUUUUUUGGAGUUUGCGCGCGACGGCCCGCGAGCCGACUUCGAGCUGUGCAAGGUCGCGGUGAGUUCGGAUCCGUCAGCAGAGCCCUUCGCGUUCGCGGCCGAUGCGCUGCAGCUGAGCAAGGAGUUCAUUUUACAUGCGGUGCGACGGAUCGAUGACGGCUGGGCCGAAAAUCACUGGAAUUUGAUCGAGCUGGCAGAAUCCGCGGACGGUCGCGCGGACAGCUGUUCGAGAACGAGAGAGUGUGGCUGGCUGAAGGAGAACGUGAUCGAGAACGUCCUGGACGUAGCCGCGGAACAGGCACAAGACGGCGUUGCGAGGCAAGCUGUAUUGCAAGAUGACGACGUGCAGAAGGCCAUGCUCGCAAUCUACUACCCCUCACCUUCGAAGACGCCCGCCUGCUGUCUCGAGUGGCAAGCAAAAAACGCAAGCACUUACGAGGCACUCAAGCAGAAUUUCGAACAGCGGCUCGAACAAGUUGUGGCGGAACGCAAAGCGCGACAGGACGCACACAAUAUUGCGGUCCGUGCGAACGGAAGAGCUGGGCCGUGCUGUGGUUUAAUGUAACUUAAUGUAAAAAUGGGCUUCGGCAUCUAGUUUGCCUUUGCUUGAUCUCUCAGGAAAGGUACGAAUCCAGUCAUACAGGCCGAAUAAGUACUUGCACACGCAUGGCAAACAUGCCUGCAUGUUUUUUUCCAAGAAAAAUCUUGUCGGUGAAGUUAGCUUUUUUCUUUAAUUUCCUCUGAAAAGAUAUCAAAGUCAGGAGGC